UUCUCCACACCCGGCGGAGUCUCUUCACACCUUCUCCCAUUCCAUCCUCCUCCUCCUCCUCCUCCUCCUCACGGCAUUCCGUCCUUGCACCCAUUCCUGCGUGCGAGCGGCCUGACAUUCCUGCACAACCUCGACUCCUGCUUUCCCGCACCCGCUCACUCACUCCCCUCCUUGCCUCCUCCAAGGUCUCAAUCUCUCUCCGGCCUCGAUCCGAUCUUGCUUCCGCAUUCUCGACCCUCCGUUACACCCGUGCACCACGCGCCUGUUCUCGACUGGAGGACGACCUGGCGGUGGUGACUUUGAACUCGUUUUUACGAACGCUCGUCAAUCCCUCGCUUCAGCCUUUUUCUUGCUAGGCUAGACCGUCACCAUGUCGGACAAGGUGGGCGUCUACAUCCCCCAGUAUGCGUCAUACAACUGGACGGGCGCGCCUUCCGAUUACGAAGCCCUCACCACCAAUGAUAUCGGUGGCGAUUCCCGAACGGAAAACCUGAACAAAUGGUUCCAAUCGGGUGACCAGGCCUACAUCAUCCUGGCUUCGGCCAUGGUGAUGGUCAUGGUCCCCGGUCUCGCCUUCCUCUACUCCGGUCUCGCCCGCCGCAAGUCGGCCUUGAGUAUGAUUUGGGCCUGUAUGGCUUCUUUCUCCGUCGUCACCUUCCAGUGGUAUUUCUGGGGCUACUCCCUAGCCUUUUCACCCACGGCAACCAACGGAUACAUCGGAAAUCUGCGCAACUUCGGUCUGAUGAAGACGCUGGCAGAUCCCAGUCCGGGCUCGCCACUCAUCCCUAACCUUCUCUAUGCAUUUUAUCAGAUGCAAUUCUGUGGAGUAACGGCUGCGAUUAUCAUGGGAGCCGUGGCAGAACGCGGACGCAUGUUGCCUGCGAUGGUGUUUGUUUUCAUCUGGGCCACGAUUGUGUAUUGUCCCCUGGCUUGCUGGGCGUGGAACGUUAAUGGUUGGGCCUACAACUACGGAGUCUUGGAUUAUGCCGGUGGUGGCCCCGUCGAGAUCGGGUCUGGUUUGUCGGCUCUCGCCUACUCGAUGGUCCUGGGUCGACGCCAGGAGCGGAUGAUGCUGAACUUCCGCCCGCACAACGUCUCCCUCAUCUUGCUCGGCACCGUCUUCCUUUGGUUCGGAUGGCUGGGCUUCAACGGUGGCUCGGCAUUUGGAGCGAACCUUCGGGCCACCAUGGCUUGCUGGAACACUAACCUGACGGCGGCCUUCGCGGCCAUCACCUGGGUUCUUCUCGAUUGGCGUCUGGCCCGGAAGUGGUCCAUGGUCGGCUGGUGCUCUGGAACCAUCUCUGGUCUGGUCGCGGCCACGCCCGCCUCGGGGUUCAUCACCCCGUGGGCCAGUGUGAUUCUGGGUGUUGCGACCGGCAUUGUUUGCAACUACUCCACCAAGGUGAAAUACUGGAUCCGUAUCGACGACUCGAUGGAUGUGUUCGCGGAACACGGUGUCGCGGGCAUUGUCGGCCUCGUCUUCAACGCCUUCUUCGCGGACGAUGCGAUCGUCGGACUGGAUGGCGUGAACACGGGAUCGAAAUCCGGUGGAUGGGUGAUCCACAACUACAAGCAGCUCUACAUCCAAAUCGCCUACAUCGUGGCCACCUGCGCCUACGCGUUCGUCAUGUCCGCCCUCAUCGCCUACGCCAUCAACGCGAUUCCCGGCCUGAAACUGCGUGCCUCGGAGGAAGCCGAGCUGCUGGGCAUGGAUGACGACCAGCUGGGCGAGUUCGCUUACGACUACGUCGAAGUCCGCCGUGACUACCUCGCCUGGACCCCGCAGAAGCACGACCAGCUCGAGGACGGCCACCAGAUCCCGGCCGCUGCGCGGUACGGAAUUGGCGAGCACAGCGAGAUGAUGCUGGACGGCCACGCUCUGGACGGCCACGCCCCGGUUGGCGUGGACAGCCGCGGCUGCAGCGAAGGGGACUCGGGCAUCCAGGAGAUCAAGGUGGUGCCGGCGCCGCGACAGAUGGCCGAACAUCGGGCGCCUCACCAGCCGGAACCCGCCGGGGAGCCCGUCUCCCUGACCGAGAAGGACCUGCCUUGAGCCUCGUCUCGUUUCCCUUAUGUCUCGUUCGUUCUUUGUCUUUUGUGAUAUCCAGCGAUUGCCUUUCCUUUUAGCCCGGCAGAGCCAUUUUUUGUACAUGUAUUAUUUGGCGGCGAUU
This is a messenger RNA of Aspergillus heteromorphus CBS 117.55, 2171 nucleotides long. Its product is annotated as ammonium transporter. NCBI's taxonomy places the organism in Eukaryota, Fungi, Ascomycota, Eurotiomycetes, Eurotiales, Aspergillaceae. Gene Ontology annotation, biological process: ammonium transmembrane transport. Gene Ontology annotation, cellular component: plasma membrane. The record is from RefSeq and is a predicted model, not a curated record. The transcript is spliced from 4 exons. The coding region runs from base 371 to 2053 and encodes 560 amino acids. Gene Ontology annotation, molecular function: ammonium channel activity.